Molecule: messenger RNA, 651 nt
Organism: Dipodomys spectabilis (banner-tailed kangaroo rat)
Lineage: Eukaryota; Metazoa; Chordata; Mammalia; Rodentia; Heteromyidae
Product: protein phosphatase inhibitor 2-like
Exons: 1
Coding region: 1-651 (216 amino acids)
Biological process (GO): regulation of signal transduction
Molecular function (GO): protein phosphatase inhibitor activity
Source: RefSeq, a predicted model, not a curated record
AUGGCGACCUCGGCGGCCUCGCAGCCGCCCCUCAAGGGCAUCUUGAAGAACAAGACGUCGGGGGCUUCCACGGUGGGCGUCACGCCCCAAGAGUCUCGCCAGAAAGUGGAGGAGGAGAUGAAUAAGAAAUCCCAGAAGUGGGAUGAGAUGAACAUCCUGGCGACCUACCACCCGGCAGGCAAGGACUACGGGUUCAUGAAGGUGGACGAGCCAGGCACGCCCUACUUCACCCUGAUGGACGACGACCCCGACGUCUUCUCGGAUCCCAAGGCCUCCUCGGGAGGCAUGGUGAGCCCGGCCCUCCUGGCGCAGAAACUCUCGGCGGCCGUGGGCUCCGAACCCAAGUUCCUCCUGCGGCAGCGGGAAGGCAGCAGCACCGACGAGGAGGGCGGCCUCUCGCCCCAGGACCAGGAGAAGAGAGAGAAAUUCGAAACGCAGCGCAAGCUGCACUACAGCGAGGGACUGAGCAUCAAACUGGCCCGACGGCUGCUCUCACAAGAACUCUUCGAAGAUGACGACGAAGACGUGGGGUCUGGGACUGCGGAAGGGGGGACGACGAGCAGCAGCGCCAAAGCCAAAGCCGGAGCCUCCUCGUCCAGUCCCGGGUCGACCUCAAAGGAAAAACAGCGGAGCAAAUCACCCAGUUCCUAG